AUGCCAAAAGUUCAGCUGCACAAAUGCAGAUUUAUGGACUACACCAGGCCGUAUGUGUCUGCGAUGGCAUUUAAUCUGCCGUCGCCCGGUCCUAAAACACCGGCUCAUCCAGAUCUCAGGCUGGCUGUCGGCCGCUCUAAUGGCGAUAUCGAGCUUUGGCGCCCCGGUCCAAAUUGGUCGCUCGACACUACAUUUCUAGGAGCAAAAGACCGAUCCAUCGAGGAUUUGGCAUGGUCUGUGGGUGACGAGAUGAGACUGUUUAGUGUUGCUGCCUCAGAGUACAUCACAGAGUGGGAUUUAGCCACAGGACAGCCGCUGGAACAUCAUAGCUCGAAUGCCGGCGUAAUCUGGGCCAUUGAAACGUCCCCCGACGGGAAAAAACUCGCAGUAGCCUGUGAGACAGGCGUAGUUGUUAUUUUCGAUGUGUCAGGAGGAAGAGGGAACCUCCAGUUCCUGAGAAGACUGCAGAGUGCAGAUACUUCACUUGCUUCCCUGGCGUGGAAGUCAGAUAACCAGGUGGUUGCUGGUGGUUCCGAUGCUCGUUUGCGUGUUUGGGAUAUUUCAACGGGCCGUAUUAUUGCGACGAUGAAGGUCGACAAGUCAAAAUCCAUGGAUGGAACGGUUGUCUGGGCAGUAAAGACUUUGAGAAAAGGUGAACAGAUUGUAAGCGGAGACUCUAAUGGCUAUAUCAAGAUCUGGGACAGCAAGACACUCUCAUUACAACAGAGUUUCCAAGCACACCCCACUGACAUCCUUAGUCUGGCCUGCGAUUCUGCCGGUGAAACACUGUUUUCUUCCGGCUUGGACCAGAAAAUUGUCUGUGCCAAAAUGACCGACCCCAAACGCAAACGCUGGACUAUAAUGUCUAGUCGUGUUGCACAUUCCCAUGAUAUCCGCAGCAUGACAAUUUUUGAAGCACGCGGUGCUUCGUAUCUGGUUAGCGGUGGCCUCGAGUCCACCAUUGUUGUCAACUCCGUCACCCAGUUCGACGACAAGCCUUUCCGCAAAAUCCCAUUGACAAGAUACUCACCCACUGUUGAAAUUAAUAGCAGCCAGCACAUUCUAGAGUGGUGCGAACAGGUUGUCAAUAUCUGGGGAUUGUACGACGGUAAAAAGCGAUUGUUGGCUACUUUUAAUCUGACCGGCGAGGACGAAUUGAUCUCUUCAGCAUCUCUAGAAGGCAAUAUUCUGGUCGUUGCAACAAUGAGUACUAUCAAAUUCUUCUAUUUGGAAGGUCUGGAAGAUGAAGAGCAGGUCAAAUCGAUCAGUCGCUUGAAUACUACUGCAGUGAGUGGAGGUGCUCGGAUAAUCAAGUUUGUGGGCCCAGAGAGUGUGCUGAUCAUUACACCCGACAAUGAAAUGGAUAUUUAUCGCAUCAAAAAAGACAUUAUUACCGAAGUCGAGCAGCCUUCAAAACCCCGGGUUGCUGGCUCAAGCAAAAUCCCUUAUAUUGACGGCGUUGCGUUGCUUGCCGUUUCCCCUGAUCGAAAACAUUUCGCAGUUGCAAAGCAUAGUGGGUACAUUGAGGUGUACAACACCGCUAAAGCUGCACAUGUCGCAUCGCUUCCGUCGCUUGGCUCGGCUCUUACUGCAAUGGCUUUCCGAGACAACCGAUCUCUUGUUGCAGUUACAGAUGAGACUACCGUGUACGAGUUUGAUGUCAAGUCUGCUUCACUAACUUCCUGGUCAAAAGAGCACUCGUCUCGCUUACCGACUCGGUUGUCGAAACAGACAACAGCCUGCUGCGGCGUAUUCCCUGAAUCAGAUAAGAGCAGCAGACUAUGGUUGUGGGGACCCAACUGGCUGGCCUAUUUGGAUUUUGCAACCAAAACUCCUUAUCGUCAUGCCAACAAGCGCAAACAGCAUGCUCCUGGGGGUGAUGAUCUUGAAGACGAAGACGGCCCAGAAGAUCAAGACAGCCCUACGUUCUGGAUGACGCACAAGUUCCGCCCUAUCUUUUACGCAGGUGCAUUCGAUAAUGGCCUGCUGGUUUCAGAGCGUCCUGCUAUGAAAGAGUCCGAAGCCAAACCGUUCUGGUCCAACCGUCAUAUUGUGCUGUAA
Molecule: messenger RNA, 2061 nt
Organism: Wickerhamiella sorbophila
Lineage: Eukaryota; Fungi; Ascomycota; Dipodascomycetes; Dipodascales; Trichomonascaceae
Product: U3 small nucleolar RNA-associated protein 4
Exons: 1
Coding region: 1-2061 (686 amino acids)
Biological process (GO): maturation of SSU-rRNA from tricistronic rRNA transcript (SSU-rRNA, 5.8S rRNA, LSU-rRNA)
Cellular component (GO): t-UTP complex; 90S preribosome; small-subunit processome
Molecular function (GO): protein binding; RNA binding
Source: RefSeq, a predicted model, not a curated record